This is a messenger RNA of Pangasianodon hypophthalmus (striped catfish), 2381 nucleotides long. It is a transcript of the gene tapbpl, whose product is annotated as TAP binding protein like. Bases 392 to 1594 code for a protein of 400 amino acids. The record is from RefSeq and is a predicted model, not a curated record. NCBI's taxonomy places the organism in Eukaryota, Metazoa, Chordata, Actinopteri, Siluriformes, Pangasiidae. The transcript is spliced from 9 exons. Gene Ontology annotation, cellular component: membrane. Gene Ontology annotation, biological process: antigen processing and presentation of endogenous peptide antigen via MHC class I.
UAGCAGCAGACAGAGUGCACGCGCCUGCCUACUGCAAGAGACAACUGCGCAUCUAAAGGCGGAAGUUUGAUUUUAAAUUAAAAGUGAAACUGCACUGAAUUAGGGGAUGUCCAAUAUCCAACAGACAUUUAGACCCGAACUCAUUGUUUUUUAUAUUUUUUUCGACUAAACAGCGUAAACGGUGCUGGUGUUACAGUUAGUGGUGUUUUGUGUGUUUGUAGAAAUAAUCCGUCAUGCUUGAAAUCUUCAUUUUCGCUUUUUUGCACGCGCUGGCACACGGUGAGGUUUACAGUUGAUUUAUUUUAAUUUAAGUGACGAUUUCCAUCAAACAUUCCGUGUGCAGGUUGCGGAUGUGGUGCUGUCCUGCUCCUUCGUUGAGGAAGGGGGAGGAAUGACCGGAGCACACUUCAUACGCUCCCCUGCCACUGUGGUACUAAGGGACCUUCCUAUGAACACUGACCUUUCACCAGAAACCAUCACCCCCUACAUCCCUCCUGACACCCCUAACGCUGAUGACCUCAUUUUUGAGGCCACUGCUUCAUCAGUGGAGAUUCCUGAAGCAGAGUCUCUCCUCCAUGCUGACUGUAAUGAACAGGAAGUGACUUGUGAAUUAAGUCGUUAUAUCCCUCGAGGUACAAAACCAGAUUCUGUACCUGCUCAUUUCAUCGCUUCAGUCCAGCUUGAAGGAGGCGGGGUCGGCUUCACUCUGGUGCUACAGACAAUAGCCAAUGAGAAUGCAGAAUCAAAUACUGCAUCACUAAUGCAGAGCAAACUUCAGCUUCCUCUCAGCCAAUGGGGAACUCUGAUCUCAGAUGUUGUGUUUGUGGUGUUCUCUCGCUCACCUUCCGUUGCGGCCCCUAUAGGUGAAGACACUGUAUUAGAUUGUGGUUAUAGGCAAAGGGACACCCCUGCAGAGCAGUAUGUGGGUCUUGAGUGGCGUUGGCAGUAUAGAGGACAAGGGCGAACCAUUCUGGAUAUGAGAGAGACUGAGGCAGGAACAUUUGUUGAAGUGGAUCGAGAUGGAGCGAGUGCAAACUCAACCUUGCUAGUUACAGAUGGAAAUGCAUCUCUGACAAUGAAGAAGUUAAAGGUCUCAGAUGAGGGCACAUACAUCUGCACCAUUAACUCUGGACCCUUUCAGACUCAGCAAAUAGUUCAGCUGAACAUCAUGCAACCUCCCAGAGUUUUUUUCUCAGAAAACAAAAUAACAUUUCAAGAUGACUCACCACAGAGACUGACUUGUCACUGUGAGCGUUAUUACCCCCUAGAUGUACAGGUGGAGUGGUUUUCUCAGCUCCCUUCAGAGACAAAGAGCAUCUCCCGGACAGAGGGAGCCUCUCUCUCCAGCCAUCGGCAGCACAGUGAUGGGACGUUCUCUCUCUCAUCCUUCCUCAUCGUCCGCCCAUCUGAACACCCUCCUGGCACUGUGUUCACCUGCAGGGUCUCUCACGUUGCCCUGCAAACUCCCAGUGAAGUUAUUCUGACAGUACACACACCUGAGCCAGGUCCAUUCACCAGCCUGUUGGAAUAUUAUUGGAUGAUUCUGGUGACACUGAUUUUGUCAAUACUGUUUUUAUAUCAAGCAUCAAGAUAGGUACUGAAGAGGUUAAUGGCUGGCGUGGUGGCUCAGCAGGUAGAGCCUGACAAUUCCAGGACCUGGGGCUUAAUCCUAAUCUCAGGUUACUGUCUGUGCAGUUUCACUUCUCUUUGUGUCCGUGUGGGUUUCCUCCAGUUUCUUCCCACCAGUGUGUGUGUGUGUGUGUGUGUGUGUGUGUGUGUGUGUCCUACGGUGGACUGUAAAGUGGCUAGUGACAUAGAGUUGCAAAUAAACCAUGUACUUUUUUAAUGAGUGUAUAUGUAGGUGUACAUGUAAAGCUGAAUUAAUUUAAGUUGAAAUGUGAACACUGUAAACAUGUACACUUCCCAUCAAAAGCUGAACUCUCUUGGACUCUUUUCUUGUCAAUCUUCUUGUCAAUUUCUUGUUGUUCCUUGUCAGUUUGCAAUAACUAACCCCACUAUAUAACUAAUAACACACUAGUUUUAUUUUGAGAAGAAACUAAUACUGCACAGGUAACAUUUGUGACAGUAAUUACAAAGGUAAUAAUGAAGUUAAAUAUACCUAUGUAAGAACGCCUGUCUUAGCUGUGAUAACUGCUGCACAUGCUUUCUUCAAGUCAUUUUUUCUACAGCAUUUCUUAGAUAUGUGUUGCUGUUUCUGAUGUCUCUCUUUUUUAAAUCCAUCAAUGCAACCCAUCCCAGAGUAAAUACAGUAGUUUGGUUUUUGAUCAUUUUAUUUCACUCACAAUUGCUUAGUUCCUCUCAAAAUAUCCCUCACACAGUGUGUGAAAUAACAAUCAAAUUAAAGCAAAUAUGUCACUAAA